This is a messenger RNA of Coregonus clupeaformis (lake whitefish), 2235 nucleotides long. RefSeq names its product zinc finger and SCAN domain-containing protein 2-like. Bases 121 to 1656 code for a protein of 511 amino acids. Gene Ontology annotation, biological process: regulation of transcription by RNA polymerase II. The record is from RefSeq and is a predicted model, not a curated record. The transcript is spliced from 4 exons. Gene Ontology annotation, molecular function: RNA polymerase II cis-regulatory region sequence-specific DNA binding; DNA-binding transcription factor activity, RNA polymerase II-specific. Lineage: Eukaryota; Metazoa; Chordata; Actinopteri; Salmoniformes; Salmonidae.
UUGCAAUUGUGCACGCAUCUCCAAUUCAGACAUUGUUGCCAUUUAUGAACAUCUACGGAUUGUUUAGUGCACAUUAGCUUGGAAAUUGAGAGUACAAAUCUGUAAUUUGGGCUGGACAAGAUGGCCAGCAGCAAUUUUCAGGCGCAGUUGUUAUCUAUUAUGGAGGUAUUAGCUAAAGCAGCUGUAGCAGAAAUAAACCAACGUGUAGAUGAUAGCUGUGCAGUUAUACGUUUGGAAAUUACCCAUAGCCAGCGAGAUAUUGAUGUACUGAAAAGGAAGUGUCAAAUGAUGGAGAGCGAGCUGAAGAAGACACAUAAACGAGUCAGGAGAAAGGAGAGAUCUUCAUAUCCAGUCAAGAUUGUUUUGAACAAGCAGAGGAGUAGCUCACAGCGGAGAGACAGAGAGAUGGCUGUUGAAGAGGACUUCCAACCCCAGCCUACCGAUGUGGAGCAGGGAGUGAAGACUGAACCCAUACUGAUCAAAGAUGAGGAGACAGCAGAGGACGUGUGGAAGGCUGACCCUCAGGAAGAGCUCAGGGUCACUGGAGAGGAGUCUGGUUCCAAGCCUGGGAAACCACCAUCCUUUGACCACGGGCACUGUGAUGAGGACUUUAUCACACAACCCAACAAAUCUCCCGAAGACUCAGUGGAACAUUACCCCAAUUCUGAUCAUCCAGAGGAACCAGGCACACCCCGGCUCGGGUCUACAGAGGUGUUCAGCACAGAGCAGCACCAGCCAGACAAGGACUCACUAGAGCUAGUGAUGGUGAAGAAUGAGAAAGAGGAGGAGCUGGAUCAGACCACGGCCCUGGCAGGACCUGACCAGUUUGUUAUGGAUGAGACUGAUGGGCAGCUGUGGACCUCUGUGGAUCCAGGCAGAGACACUGACCCUGAUGGCCACCCAGAUUUCUCCUUUCAUGCAACAGAAGAGUACUCUCAGAAUAUCUCAAUUUUCCCAUCUCAUGAUGUAGGGCCAUCACUUCACUAUUCUAUAGUGAAACCACAUGCUAACAUGUUCAGUGCAGCAGCACACUUGAAAAGACAUGUCAGGACAUUGGCUGAUGAGACUAGACAACAGAUGCCAGAGGGAGAGAGUAGUGAGAGGCUAAACUCAAAUAAUGAUGGAAAUAUUUUAGCUAUACAGCCAAGGCAGCAUCAAUACAGGGCUUCUUCAGAAGCAACGGUGAGAUUGAGUGAGUGCACGACAGAGUCAAACAUGGCCACCACCUCCACCUUCUCUGGAUACAGCCUGAGUCACAGUAGUUUUAACAUGGUGAAAAGAAUGAGGACUCAGUGGAGGUCGGGUGGCACCACCGAGAGGCGUUUCAGCUGCACCUUCUGUGGGAAGCGCUUCCAACGUUUCUGGCAGCUCAAAGAACACAUCCGGAGUCACACCGGAGAGAAACCGUACACCUGCGAACAGUGUGGCAGGAGUUUCACCAAGCAGUGCAACCUGAUCAGACAUGCUCUGGUCCACAGUGGGGAGAAACCGUACGAGUGCACACAGUGUGGGAAAUGCUUCACCCAACGCUCCAAAAUGAUGUCACAUCAGAGAACUCACAUAGGAGAGAGUCCAGUGUCUCAAUAUGUGGUACCUACAUACCCUGGGGAUCCACACACAAGUUUAAUGUUGUCUCAGACCAGAUGGAACAAAUAGUUCAUAAUUGCAUUGUUUUUUCUGUAACACUUUUUAUGUGAAAAUGUGGUACAGAAGGUAUUUUGGGACAUUUUCACAAGCUUGUCUGCUCCUCACUUUUAUUUUAACAACCGAUUUACAACUGGUAACAUUGUGUAUUUGUACCAAAAAAUCAUAAAAAACAUGUUAUAUUCAAUCAAAUUUGUUCUGUGGUUUUAGAUCAAUAAUACACUCCCCUACGUAUUUAUUUGGACAGUGAAGCUAAAAUAUUUAAUUUGGUUUUAUACUCCAGCAUUCUGGAUUUGAGAUCAAAUGUUUUUUAUGAGGCGACAGUACAGAAUGUCACCUUUUAUUUGAGGAUAUUUUUCAUACAUAUCUGUUUUACCGUUUAGAAAUUAAUGCACUUAAUGUAUGUUGUGUCGUCCCCCCCCCCCAAUUUGAAGGACGCAAGUUAAUUUAUAGUGUAUUACAUUUUGUCCCAUAUUUCUAGCACGCAAUGACUACAUCAAGCAUGUGACUCUACAAACUUGUUAUAUGCGUUUACGGUUUGUUUUGGUUGUGUUUCGGAUUCUGUUGAAUAUAAAUUAAUUAUAAAUCAUG